This is a messenger RNA of Gallus gallus (chicken), 1415 nucleotides long. RefSeq names its product mitochondrial ribosomal protein L51 (gene MRPL51). Gene Ontology annotation, molecular function: structural constituent of ribosome. Gene Ontology annotation, cellular component: mitochondrial large ribosomal subunit. NCBI's taxonomy places the organism in Eukaryota, Metazoa, Chordata, Aves, Galliformes, Phasianidae. The record is from RefSeq and is marked provisional. Gene Ontology annotation, biological process: translation.
CCGGUUCAUCCGAGUCGCCGCCAAGAUGGCGGCGCUGGUGCGGGGUUUGAUGCGCCGGGUCGUGGCCCUGCCGCAGGCAGUGCGGAGCGUCAGCGGUGGGGGGCAGCGCCACGAGCCCUACCGCCCCCUGCCCAUCACCUCCCCCCUGGCCGGGCUGCCCCGCAACUUUCGCGUUAGGGAGCCCCCGAAGCCUCAGAAGGUGGAUCGGUGGACGGAGAAACGGGCCUUGUUCGGGGUCUACGACAACGUGGGGAUCCUGGGCGGUUUCCAGAUCCACCCGAAGCACCUCAUCAUGGGGCCCAAGUGGCUGCGAGGCUGGCGGGGGAAUGAGCUGCAGCGGUGCAUUCGCAAGAAGCAGAUGGUGGGAGAUCGGAUGUUCAUGGACGAUUACCACAAUCUCAAAAAGAGGAUCCGGUUCUUGUACAAGCGCUUCAACCGCACUGGGAAGCACCGCUAAGAGACACUGUGGGUCUGCCAUGGGGUUUUGCGGUGUCACAGUCGGAAUAAAGCCAUCCUUCUUACAGCUUUGUUCCCAGUGCUUUCUGCAGCCUUUGCUGUGUAUUUCUGGCCCAGCCCCAAGGUCCUGCUGCUGCGCCAGACCUGAGCUCUUUGGAAGUUCAGCCGCCUUAGUCACGUCUCAUGUACUUCUCACGGUGCCAGCCUGCAUCUUUUGGCUAUUAUCUGAGAGUCUUCUAUCUGAGAGGUUUUGGCCAGGCUUCCAGCUUCCUUUCAAUCUUUAUUAGCUCCAGGUUUUCAUAUCAUACUCAGCAAUUUCAGUACAUGUCAUAUUGGAUUUUUCCUCAUAAGCCAAAUUACCAAGUUAACGAUGAGCAUGUCUCUCAGUAAUACCUCUCGGUGCUCACUACAUGCCCCCUGACCUCCACAUAUCUGUGAUUGCUGUCAAGUCUAAAGAAACAAACAUUAGCUGAAAUACAUAAAAAUGUGUUUUUAGAACAGGACUUGUCUCUAUUUCAUAGUGAUAGUGACUUAACCCUGUCUUAGUUUCAGCUGGGACAGAAUUGUUUUCUUCAGAGUGUCUGGUGCGAUGCUGUCUUUUUGAGUCUAGGAGAAAACAAAGCUGAUAACACACCCAUGUUUAUAGUCACUGUUAAGCAGUGUUGUACAGAACCAAGGCCAUUUUCAGGGAAAGACCCAAGGAGCUGGAAGGAAACAAAAUUAGGACAGCUGACUUAAACUGGCCAAAGGGAUAUUCCAUACCAUGUGACAUGAAGAACGAGUUUUGAAGGGGGUGGGAGUUCAUCUUACUCUCCCAUUACUCAGGGUGCUACUUUGGCAUUGGUCAGGGGGUGGUGAGCAAUUGCUUGUGCAUCGUUUGUUAUAUGCAUUCAUAUAUAUGUAUAUAUGUAGUCAUAACUAUUUUCCUUUAUCCUAGUAAAUAGUUGUAUCUCAACCCA